Sus scrofa (pig) is the source of this 4476-nucleotide messenger RNA. RefSeq names its product methylcrotonyl-CoA carboxylase subunit 2 (gene MCCC2). Gene Ontology annotation, molecular function: methylcrotonoyl-CoA carboxylase activity. NCBI's taxonomy places the organism in Eukaryota, Metazoa, Chordata, Mammalia, Artiodactyla, Suidae. Gene Ontology annotation, cellular component: methylcrotonoyl-CoA carboxylase complex; mitochondrion. Gene Ontology annotation, biological process: L-leucine catabolic process. The record is from RefSeq and is a predicted model, not a curated record.
GUGCGGAGGUCGACUUGAGAAUCUGGGAGGUUUCAGGCGAGUUAGGGCUGCCUGGAGCGGAGUGGAGCUGUGGCCUCGAGACGGGGAGUUGAAGGGGGAAGCUUGGGCUCCGAAUCGGCGCAGGCGGCUCUCACGCGUUCCUUCCUGCCUUUGUGCCCGCUGCCAUGUGGGCUACCCUGAGGUUGGCCCUGAGGCCGUGCGCCCGCGUCCCUGUCUCCACGCUGCGCGCCUAUCAUGGGGCUUCCGUGGUCGCACUGGGCACUCAACCAGACUCUAGCUCUGCCAUCUACCAGGAAAACUACAAACAGAUGAAAGCACUAGUUGAUCAACUCUAUGAGCGAGCACAGAAAAUAAGACUAGGAGGUGAUGAGAAAGCCCGCGCACGUCACGUUUCAAGAGGAAAACUGUUAGCCAGAGAAAGAGUGGACAGUCUUAUCGACCCAGGGUCUCCAUUCUUGGAAUUAUCCCAGUUUGCAGGUUACCAGUUGUAUGGAGAUGAGGAGGUCCCCGCAGGUGGCAUCAUUACAGGCAUUGGGAGAGUGUCGGGAGUAGAAUGCAUGAUUGUUGCCAAUGAUGCCACCAUCAAAGGAGGCACCUACUACCCAGUGACCGUGAAAAAACAAUUACGGGCACAGGAAAUCGCGAUGCAGAACAGGCUUCCCUGCAUUUACUUGGUUGACUCAGGAGGGGCAAACUUACCUCGACAAGCAGAGAUAUUUGCAGAUCGAGAUCACUUUGGCCGCACAUUCUAUAAUCAGGCAAUUAUGUCUUCUGAAGGUAUUGUACAGAUAGCAGUGGUCAUGGGCUUCUGUACAGCCGGAGGAGCGUACGUGCCUGCCAUGGCUGAUGAAAACAUCAUCGUACGCAAGCAGGGUACCAUUUUCUUGGGAGGACCUCCUUUGGUUAAAGCAGCCACUGGAGAAGAGGUGUCAGCGGAGGACCUUGGAGGUGCUGAUCUUCACUGCAGGAAGUCCGGGGUAAGUGACUACUACGCUUUGGAUGAUAAUCACGCCCUUCACUUGGUUAGGACGAUUGUGAGGAAUCUAAAUUAUCAGAAGAAAUUGGAUGUUACCGUUGAACCUUCUGAAGAUCCUCUAUUUCCUGCUGAUGAAUUGUAUGGAAUCGUUGGUGCCAACCUUAAGAGGAACUUUGAUGUCCGAGAGGUCAUCGCUAGAAUCGUGGAUGGAAGCAAAUUCAGUGAAUUCAAGGCCUUAUAUGGAGACACUUUAGUUACAGGAUUUGCUAGAAUAUAUGGAUACCCAAUAGGGAUCAUAGGAAACAAUGGAGUCCUCUUUUCUGAAUCUGCAAAAAAGGGGGCUCAUUUUGUCCAGUUAUGCUGCCAAAGGAAUAUCCCUCUGCUGUUCCUUCAAAACAUUACUGGAUUCAUGGUUGGUAGAGAAUACGAAGCCGAAGGAAUUGCCAAGGAUGGAGCCAAGAUGGUGACUGCAGUGGCCUGUGCCAACGUGCCAAAGAUAACUGUCAUCAUCGGGGGAUCAUAUGGGGCUGGAAACUAUGGGAUGUGUGGCAGAGCCUAUAGCCCAAGAUUUCUCUACAUGUGGCCAAAUGCUCGCAUCUCAGUGAUGGGAGGAGAGCAGGCGGCUAAUGUGCUGGCCACAGUAGCAAGGGACCAAAGAGCACGGGAAGGGAAACAGUUCUCCAGUGCUGAAGAAGCAGCUUUAAAAGAGCCCAUCAUGAAGAGGUUUGAUGAGGAAGGCAGCCCUUACUAUUCCAGUGCAAGGCUGUGGGAUGAUGGGAUUAUUGAUCCAGCAGACACUAGGCUGGUCCUGGGUCUCAGUCUUAGCGCAGCCCUCAACGCACCAAUCCAGAAGUCGAACUUUGGCAUCUGGAGGAUGUAAUUGGGUUAUAAAGCAUCUUCCACUGGACACCAAAAUUAAUAAAUCAGUCGCCUUAAAAUUUUAGACUUUUUCAACAUGUGACUAUUACAGUAAACUGUAUUCUUAACAAGAAAUGCUGUACUUUUAUACCUUAAAAAAAAAAAAAUCAGUUGAAGCUCAAAUCCUUGUAAAAUCUCUCAGAGAAUGUUUUCUGUGACUUAACUUUCCGUCCUCUUAAAAGGACGGAAAACUUACAGUUGUCCUUUCUAAGCCCUAAGUAGUAUGAAAAGUUCUGUAAUCUGUAAAUUCCAGGUAUUGUUGAGAUUAUUAACAUAAAACUGUAUUUCCACCGAAGUGAUUGCUCUGCCGAUUAUGCAUGAUGACAUUUUAAUGUACUUUAAAAAAAAAAAAGCAUCUCUGACGUUUCCCUCUAGACACCCUCCUCCUCCUCCUCCUCCUCCUCCUCCUCCUCCGCCAUAAUCAUCAGGUUCUCACGGUCUGCGCUCUGGGCUCUGUUUCUUACUCACUCUCUCCUCGCCCUCGCUCUGGCUUCCACUGCCCACAGCCUUCUUCAAAGUCACGAAGGACCUCCGUGCUCCUGAAACCAGGGCGUCCUUUUCUGACUUCACCUGACUUAGUUCUCUGGGGUAUUCAAAGCAAACACUUCCUCCUAGAAAUGCCAGCCUUGGCUUCCAGGCUGAGACGCUGGGGUUUCUGCCAGCCUCAUAGCCCUUCUCACUCAGUUUCCUUCGCAGGCCCCAUCCCCAGUGCUCUUUCUUCCUCCCCUUCACCGUUUGCCCUGGUUUCUCCUUAGUGGUAUGUGAAUACAUUCUUAUUAUAAAAGAUACAAGCCACACAAAAGGAUCUCCUUUUUCUUUUAGUUGUAGUAAAAUAUGUAUAACAAAAAGUUUACCCCUUUAACCUUUUCUUUCUUUUUUUUUUUUUUUUGGCCACACCUGCAGCAUGUGGAAGUUCCUGGGCCAGGGAUCAAACCUGCACCACAGCAGCAACCUGAGCCCACAGCAGUGACACUGCUGGAUCCCUAACCUGCUAGGCCAGCAGGGGACUGCCACUUUAGCCAUUUCUAAGUGUGCAGUUCUGUGACAUGAGGUACAUUCCCAGUGUUGUAUGGCCAUCCCCACUCCACCUGCAGAACUUUUCAUCACUCCAAACGGAAAUGCUGUUAUUUAGCAGUCACUCCCCAUUCCUGCUUCUCCCUGCCCCUGGCACAGCUUGUUUUUCUUUCUUUUUUAAAAAUUGAGCUAUGAUUGAAAUAACAUAUUAGUUUCAGGUGUACAACAUAAUGAUUUGAUACACUGCAGAUUGAUCACCAAAAUAAGUCUAGUUACAGUAGAGUAUUUUUAGCUGUAGUCAGCGUGCUGUAUAUUUCAUCCCCAGGAUUCAUUUCUUUUAUAACUGCAAGUUUGUACUUUUUGACCUCCUUCACUCCUUUUGUCCAUAUCCCACCUCUCCCAUCGGGCAACCAGCAUUCUUUUCUCUGUAUCUGUAAACUUCGUUUUUUGUUUUGCUUUGUUUGUUUUGUUUUUUAGAUUCCACAUAUGGUAUUUGUCGUUUUCUGUCUGACUUUUCCAUUUAGCAUAGUGACCUCAAGGUUCAUCCAUGUUGUUGCAAAUGGCAGAAUCCCAUUCUUUCUUAUGGCUGAAUAUUCCUCCUCAUUCUUAAAUGUGUCUAUUUUUCUUGCCCUGGUUUAUUCUCGCUGGGCCACUUCAGCCCUUCUUAUGGCUUUAGUUGCUAUCUAGAUGGGGAUGCUGACAGUUCCUAACACAGUUCUCUGAGUUCCAGACCUGUAUGCCUGUAACAGGUCGAAGGAACCUAGAUUCAGUCAUCAAGUUCUGUUGACUUUGCCUCCUAUCUCUUGAAUUCCCCCUCUAUUUUUGUCUGUUACGCAGGCCUUAGAAGUGGUUUGCCUGCAUCCAGUCUUACCGCAUAGAAUGGAAUUCUAAUGGAAUUAGAGCAGCCAGUCUGCAGUGCAUGUCAGUCAUGCUGCCUCCUCACGUACAUCUUUCACGGCAUCCCUAUAAAAGUGCCAAACCCUUAGUGCCCUCCGUGGAUCUUUUUUUUUUUUUCUCCAUAAAUCUUGAUCACCACCUCUUCAGUCUCCUCUCCUUGACUCCUCUUUUCACACGUGAUGCUCUCCCAUUCUAGAAUUACUCCAGUCCCUUGAACGCACGAAAUCCUUCCCCUCUUAGAGCUUAAAAUGUUCCCUCCACCUCAACCGUUCCAUUCUCCCUUCUACUUAAACGCUUUUAUCCUUUUGUCCUACUUUAUCCUUUUGUCUCUGUGAUUUUCCUGGUCUGGGUCAGACAUCUAUUAUAUACUCUCGUAGAGCUCCGUCUUCUUCCUCUGUCUGUUCCUCUGUCUUGGAUGUUUAUAAGAAAUAUGACAUUUCUUCAGUAUUGCCCUCCUGCUAGAAUGUAAGCUCUCUGAGAGCAGGGAGCCUCCUAUUUGGUCUGUGUCUCCAGUGCCUGGCACUUGUAGGUGCUCCCGUAUUUGUUGAAUAAAUGAAAAAGUCCAGAUUUUAAUUGUAUCCUCAGGCCACAUCAUUUUGAAAUCAAAUGACUGAUUAUAUGAUCUAAUACAACGAUCAAAUGCUUUCCUAAUAAAAUUAAUAUUUCAAACA